UUAAGCCCAGGAGUUGGAGGUUGCUGUGAGCUGUGUGAUGCCAUGGCACUCUACCGAGGGCCAUAAAGUGAGACUCUGUCUCUACAAAAAACAAACAAACAAAAAAACACGUUUCUUCCAAAGAAGCAAUUCUGCUAGAUGACAGGCCUGGUCUCUGCCAUUAUAAUCUGUGCAACUUUCCAGCCUCGCCUCAGCAUUAGAUCUCCCCAAGAAGCAGUGGUAGGAAUUUGUUCACAACUGCAAAAUUCUAGUGCCUAUACUGGUUGUGUUCCCAGAACUGAGGAGGCAGCCCUCAUGUAAGUUCAAGUCUGCCCUCUUAGGAGGCAACUUACAACUGCUAAAAAAAGAUGUUUUUCUUUUUUCAGUCUCAAAAUCUCAGGGUGUUGUGGCCAGUGCACUUAGAUACAAAAGAAAGAUAAGACAGGGCACGAAAUGGACUCCACAGAUACUGUUAGAACAUUGCAAACCUGGGUUAAAAGGAGUGGAUGCAUACAUACAGCCUGGGUAGGUGCAAAAAUAAGGGAGAAAGAUGGAUAUAUCCUGGAGGGGGAAGGUAGGGGAGUCACAUCAGGGGUGGUGAGUCAGAGGAGGGAGGGAUGUGAAUCUGUUUUCUGCUACCUUGGGCCCAAGCAGGCUCAUUUAUGCCUUUGCUCCUGCAGAGUCACAUGUUCUGAAACUAUGGAAUCCUCCGGCAUAUCAGAUGCGGAGGGAACCCCAACCAACUCAAGGCCUAUCUGGGAAGGGGAGCAGGCCACGCCCAGCGUAAGGUCACGUGUGAAUGGGUGAGUGACGCAGGGCCUGUAGCUCCUCACGGGGCGGAGCGCGGCGCCAGUGGGAGGGGCUUCUGGCCUAGCGUGUGUCUCUAUUGGCUCUCAGGGCUGCUUUGGAGUCCUGCGCCGGGCCGCAAGUCUGCGUCUUCUUCCGGCUGGCGAACUCUAAAGAGCGGCUGCUUUGGCGGGAAUUGGCUGUGGGUGUGAGGUCAGUUUCCUGUAGAGAGAGGGAGAAAGGCAGAAGUGACUGUUUCCCGGAUUUUACAGGCCCUUAUAGCCACCAUGUUGGAAAGCAGACUUCAAACCCAGCAGAGGAGCAGCCGCAAUGGCCGGGAGACCAGCCUGUCUUCCUCAGGCUUUGGGAUGAAGCUGGAGGCUGUCACCCCAUUCCUGGGGAAGUAUCGUCCCUUUGUGGGUCGCUGCUGCCAGACCUGUACCCCCAAGAGCUGGGAGUCCCUCUUUCACAGAAGCAUAAUGGAUCUAGGCUUCUGCAGUGUGAUCCUGGUGAAGGAGAAGAACACCAGGUUCCGGGGCUGGCUGGUUCGGAGGCUCUGCUAUUUUCUGUGGUCCCUAGAGCAGCACAUACCCUCCUGCCAGGACACAUCUCAGAAGAUUGUGGAAAGCACUGGGGUACAGAAAAUUCUUUCAGGGAAGACCCCAGGAGGAGCUGGAGAAGGCCAGGUGUCCAACCUUGUGAAGAAAGAGGUCCAGCGCAUCCUGGGCCACAUCCAGGCCUCACCCCAGCCUUUCUUGAUCAGGCUGUUCAGCUGGGUGCUGCUGAGGUUCCUGAACUGCCUCUUCCUGAAUGUUCAACUCCACAAGGGUCAGAUGAAGAUGGUCCAUCAGGCCACCCAGGCGGGCUUGCCGCUCAUCCUCCUCUCUACUCACAAGUCCCUACUGGAUGGGCUCCUGCUGCCCUUCGUGCUGCUGUCCCAGGGCCUGGGUGUGCUCCGUGUGGCUUGGGACCCCCGUGCCUGCUCCCCUACCCUCAGAGCUCUGCUAAGGAAGCUUGGAGGACUUUUCAUGCCCCCAGAGGCCAACCUCUCCCUAGACAGCUCUGAGGGAGUCCUUGCAAGGACUGUGAUCCAUGCGGUCAUGGAACAGCUGCUCAUCAGUGGGCAGCCCCUGCUCAUCUUCUUGGAGGAGUCCCCUGGAGUCCAGGGGCCACGGCUGUCAGCACUGGGCCAGGCCUGGCUGGGACUGGUGGUGCAGGCGGUCCAGGGGGGCAUUGUCCCAGAUGCUAUGCUGGUGCCUGUGGCUAUUACCUAUGACCUGGUCCCAGAUGCACCAUGUGAAAUAUAUCAUGCUUCAGUUCCCCUGGGGCUAUGGACAGGAGCUCUGGCUGUCCUGCGGAGCCUGCGCAGCUAUUGGGGCUUCAGUCCCCGGGUCUGUGUCCGAGUGCAUCUAGCCCAGCCCUUCUCCCUGCAGGAAUAUACCAUCAAUGCCAGGAGCUGCUGGGGCAGCAGGCAGACCCUGGAGCAGCUGCUGCAGCCCAUCAUUCUAGGCCAAUGUACUGCUGUCCCAGACACUGAGAAGGAGCAGGAGUGGACCCAAGUAACUGGGCCCCUCCUGGCCCUCAGGGAAGAGGACCAGCUCCUAGUCAGGAGACUGAGCCGUCACAUCCUGAACGCCAGCGUGGCCAGCUCAGCGGUGAUGAGCACAGCCAUCAUGGCAACACUGCUGCUGUUCAAACACCAGAAGGGUGUAUUCCUGUCGAAGCUCUUAGGGGAGUUCUCCUGGCUGACAGAGGAGACUCUGCUGCGUGGCUUUGAUGUGGGCUUCUCAGGACAGCUGCGGUGUCUGGUGCAACACACGCUGAUCCUGCUGCGAGCACAUGUGGCCUUGCUGCGUGUCCAUCAAGGGGACUUGCUGGUGGUGCCACGGCCUGGCCCAGGCCUCACACACCUGGCACGCCUGAGUGCUGAGCUGCUGCCUGCCUUCCUAAGUGAGGCUGUGGGUGCCUGUGCUGUGCGGGCGCUGCUGGCAGGCAGAGUGCCACCCGAGGGGCCUUGGGAGCUGCAGGGCAUAGAGCUGCUGAGCCAGAAUGAGCUGUACCGCCAGAUCCUGCUGCUACUACAUUUGCUGCCACAGGACCUGCUGCUGCUGCAGCCCUGUCAGUCUUCCUAUUGCUACUGUCAGGAGGUGCUGGACCGUCUCAUCCAGUGUGGGCUCCUGGUUGCUGAGGAGACCCCAGGCUCCCAGCCAGCCUGUGACACAGGGCGACAGCGUUUGAGUGCAAAGCUGCUGUGGAAACCAAGUGGGGACUUUACUGAUAGUGACAGUGAUGACUUCGAGGAGGCUGAGGGCCGGUACUUCAGGCUCAGCCAGCAGUCGCGCUGCCCGGACUUCUUCCUCUUCCUCUGCCGCCUGCUCAGCCCGCUGCUCAAGGCCUUUGCACAGGCCGCCUCCUUCCUCCACCAGGGCCAGCUGCCAGAUACUGAGUCAGGCUACAGAGAGCAGCUGUUCCAGUUCUUGCAGGCUACUGCCCAGGAAGAAGGUAUCUUUGAGUGUGUGGACCCAAAACUUGCCAUCAGUGCUAUCUGGACCUUCAGAGACCUAGGGGUUUUGCAGCAGACACCCAGCCCUGCAGGCCCCAGGCUCCACCUGUCCCCUACUUUUGCUAACCGGGACAAUCAGGACAAGCUGGAACAGUUCAUCCGGCAGUUCAUAUGCAGCUAGAACUCUAAGGUGUAACCUAUGCUCCUUAGCCCCAGAAUGUGGGGCCUCCUUAGCCCCAGAAUGUGGCUGUGUCCUACAGCCAGAAGACUGAGAGGAGACUGCAGACCCUUAGCUGGACUAUAAAGUCUUUGAAAAUUGACUUUCCCUUGCUGUCUCUUGCAUUCUUCGUUGUGUGAUAAAUAAGGGGACUGGAUGAGUCAUCUUUUCCAAGCCCAUCAG
Molecule: messenger RNA, 3668 nt
Organism: Nycticebus coucang (slow loris)
Lineage: Eukaryota; Metazoa; Chordata; Mammalia; Primates; Lorisidae
Gene: GPAT2
Product: glycerol-3-phosphate acyltransferase 2, mitochondrial
Exons: 23
Coding region: 1053-3449 (798 amino acids)
Cellular component (GO): mitochondrial membrane
Source: RefSeq, a predicted model, not a curated record